Molecule: messenger RNA, 4646 nt
Organism: Mizuhopecten yessoensis (Yesso scallop)
Lineage: Eukaryota; Metazoa; Mollusca; Bivalvia; Pectinida; Pectinidae
Exons: 5
Coding region: 125-994 (289 amino acids)
Biological process (GO): macroautophagy
Cellular component (GO): phagophore assembly site
Molecular function (GO): ubiquitin binding
Source: RefSeq, a predicted model, not a curated record
CUCAACAUUGACGCAGCUCAACACGCAAGAGUCUGAAAAUUUUCGGUGUUGUGAUGAUGAAAUAAGAUUUUUUACGUCUUGCUUUCAAGACAAGAGAAUACGAUUUAUUUAGUGUGAAACAAAAAUGGAUGUAGAUAAUGACAUUGAUGGAAAACUGCUUCAGCAGUUUAGUUCCAUGGGAACAACGGACAGAGAAGUGUUGAUUUCGGAUUUUCAGAAGCUGCUGGGUCCAAAUCAGCUGACACCAGCAGGAUGUGCUUUUUUCUUAGAUAUGAAUAAUUGGAACCUUCAAGGUGCCAUUGGUUCCUAUUUUGAGUAUGAUCAACCCAAUGUUAAACUUCCCUCAAUGACGUUCAUUAUGGAUGUAACUGUUGGUGAGGGUGAGGCUGUUCCACCAGACACUACCUUCAUUAAAACCUGGAGGAUACAAAACACAGGAGAUGAACAGUGGCCACCUGGCUGUAACUUGAUGCACUGUUCGGGGGAAAACCUUAGUAAAGCUGACCGCGUGAUGGUGGAGGCUCUACAGUCAGGACAAGUGGCUGAUGUUAGCAUACAUAUGUACAGUCCUACUGAAACUGGUACCUUCCCUAGUCAGUGGAGAAUGUCAACACCUACGGGCAUGUAUUUUGGAGACAUGAUAUGGGUGAUUAUAACAGUAGAGAAAGGAGGUGUCCUUGCCGUCACUCAGCAGCUGUCAAGUUUUGGUAAUGGCGCAUUUGCCCAAAGUCCAGCGAAAGAUUGUCUACAAAACCCAUUUGCUUCGCCACAAAAACCAGAAAGUUCACCCAUCCCCUUGGCUUCUCCUAAUUCCUCCAUAAUUGCACAGCAGGGAAGCCCAGACAUGGCUCAGUUUAGUCCCAGUCCAAUUCCAGGCCGGACAUGGUCUGGACCAGUCAUGGGGCCGGUACCUAGCCCUAUGGCUCGAUCUCUUUUCCAGACGCAGGGUGAGCAGGGCGGCGAUUCGUUAGACAUGGGGGAUGAUAUGUCCUAACACAGGGAGGGUGAGAGAGUGGCUGUUCCAGAGACUUGGAGUGCGAUGGUGCAAGGCUGUGUGGGUGACCGUGUACAGUGUAAAUCAUAAAUUAUACAGGAUAUACAUACUUAUCAUCCUGUCAAUUAUAGUGUCAUAAUGUAGGAGACUCAAGCUGAAACAGUGGACUUUUUUGUGCCUUGGAUAUUUUUGACCCAUGUCAUAUUUGAGACCUCGUAGUAGUAAAUAAAUAAGACAAACAAGCCUGUUUUUGAUAUGGGUAUUUCCUAUCAGGAAAGUUGUUUUAAUAAUUGACUUAUUUAUGUAACAAUGCCACUGAGGUACAUACACUUUCUAUCAAAAAUACAGUACAGCCAUCAUUAGUAUUCUUUAUCAUCAAACUGAUCGCUGUAUUGUGGUAUUGUUUUGUUGACGUUGUAUAUGUCAAUUCAAGUUCAUUAAAUUGUUUGACUGAUACGUAUGUACGUUUGAGUAGAUACAAGUUUAUAGUAGAUCACUUCCACAAGCUCCAGAAUUAUGUGAUUGACAGUAGAUAAUCACGACUCAUUGUCGUUUAUGUAUAGUGAGCUAAUUCAGCUACCAGUAAAUAAUUCAUUAGUUGAUCUUCUUAAUUAAUCUUUCAAUGUCAAAGGUUUGUAAACAGUGUAAUGUAUAAUGGAAGAAACCAAUGAUUUCCCCGAGACCAAAAACGUUAUAUGAAAUAUUCCCGGCACAAAAUAAUCCACUUUUACAAACUUAUAAACAGGUUCAGAAAGUGGUCUUUUUUCUUCUCUAUCUCUUAGAAACUUUUCACUUAUAUUAGUGCAUAUAACUGCACACGUGCGAGUCUAUUAAAUGUUGAUCACUUUGCUAUCUGAUGAGCUGUAUAAACACUAGGGCUGGGACAUCUAAUCAUUGUAUAUUGUGAUACUCCCAAGUAUUAUACAUGUGUUGAUAUGCAGUGCAAAAUAUCACAUGUCUGCUGUUGUUAUUGUUAAUGAAAUGAUUUUUUUUCAUGAGACUGCUAAAAUAUUCUGAUAAGCGGUGGACUUAAUUGACAUUCCAUCCAUAAAUAUACACUGUAUGUUACUAGAAAUUACAUCAAGAAAGACAUUUGUCUAGGGCGAUGACAAAACUGAGUUAGAAACCAUGAAAAGAAUUUCUUUAGAAAGAAAUUGGAGCAGGAUAGGAAUUGUAUGAUAAGAAAUGUAUUUUAAUAUGCAGCAACUGAAUUGUCCCAGCCCUAAUGAAACCUGUGUAUGUGGGUAGCUGCCCGCACUGAAGAAUUAUAGCAUUCUUUUUACCAAGACUAUGUUGUAUCACGCUUUGUUUGCUAAAUGGCUUAAUGAUAAUGCUGCAUAAAAUAAGAAUUAUAACGUUAUGGAGACAUGUAAGAUUCAAACUGAUCUGAAGUUACGAAUAUUUUUUACCAAUUUAUUUCUGCUACUGUUAGGCUAGAAAAAAGAAUUAGUAAGAAAAAUUCAUGUAUGAAAUUUCAGUGAACUCUACUUCUGGGGUUAAUGCUCCUGGGGUAACUUUCUACAUAUGUAGUUCUAUGGAAGUUUGAUAAAGGUUUGUGUAGUUAAUAAAUAUAUGAGUAAUAAAGGGAUGGUUGUAGUGAUGUACAGUUAGAGUUACACAAGUUGAUCCAGGCCAUGCUCACUGGCUGAAAUCUCAAUUAUAAAUGUUGGGAAAUGGAUAUUUCACUGUAAAAAUAAAAAGUUGAUGGAACUAGUACAUCUUUACAUGUAGGUGAAUAUUUUUGAAAUGACAGUGAAAAAUCAAGUAACAUUGUUUGGACUUAAUGAGCAAUGCUACCUUACAUGUUUUACUGUUUAUUUGUGUUGAAGUUAUCUCCCUUUACCUGUUUUGAAUGUGCUCAAGAGUUAUUGCAUGCUUUCUUAUGUAUCAGAAGUGUCCUCAUUUAAUGAUAGGUCAACAAGUCCAAUUUUCUAUCCACUGAAAAUAUUGUACUGUUUUUUCUUUGUGUAAAACUCUUUUGUGCAGAGAUACCUUAAAAAAUAAGGUAGUAUAUUUCAUUAAGUCCAUAUUGCUUCACGAUACUAUACCAGAUCAUUACGUUUAAGGUUGUGUUUCAUUAGGUUACAUGACAGAGAAUUUUCUUUUUUAUAUAUUGUAAGACUAAGUUACCAAAAUCCCAAAAUGUUGAUGAAUUACCGUAUUAAAUUUUUAUCACUCUUAAUGAAUUUAUAAACAAUAUAUGGUGUCCAAUGUCAACGUAGCGAACGCUUUGUAAAUUGGUUGUUUAUAAUGGAGCAUCAAUUAAAUCAGCUGAUAUAUAGUGUGGUUAUUUUAGAUGUAUAUGGAGCUUGUAACCUAGGUAUUAGUCCCGAACUUCCUACAAAAACACUAGUAUAACAAACUUUUCCUGAAUACAUCAUUAAAAUUCCUAUUCUGAAGAUUGAAACCUUACUAAAAUAAAUCCUUACUAUUUUUAAAAAAAGGCCAGUCUUGAUUGAAUCCUCCAUGAAACAAUAGGAAACGUUUCUAAACCAUCCCUCUGUACUUGGCAAAAACUUGUCGAUAAUGACAUAAUAAAACCUAAAACCUAAUACUAAUUCUGUUUAGCCAAUUUGAUUAAAUUUAAUCCUGCCUAUAUAUGUCUGUGAAGUGUAAAUUGAAUCUUGUUUUUAUUUUAGAAUAUGAAUUGAAGUACUGAUCCUUACAGUGUUGGGUUUUGAACGGCUUUAUUGUAAAUGUAAACCAGAUAGGAUGUUUGCAGUUUUACUGUAUUUAUAUUAGUCAAAAACAGGACAUUUCUUAUUUCUGUAGUCUGAAUUCAUCUUUCUAAAGUACAUAUAAAACUAUCCAGUGUCCCUACAUUUUGUUAUUCAUUGUACUGUUUUUCUAUGAAGCAUUAUAAUUUAUGAACUUUUGAAUCAAAUUUUGUUACAUUAAGUUUCCUUUCUAUUACAGCAUGUUCCUUCUCUUCACUUUGCUGAACAUUUUGGAAUUAUUUGCAAAGCAAUUACUUGUUAUCUUAAUUGGUGACACAAAUAUAAAGAACAAAUAAAUCAGCUGGUAAAAAAUAUGUCCUAGAUGGCAUGCUUAUAUAAAAGGCCACAGUGGAAGUGGUAGAUUCUAUUUGUGCUAGGCCACUUUAUUUAUAUUACUUGCCUCCAACUUGUGUACAUGUAUAUUUUCAUGUGAAUCUAUUGUUGAUCCUGAUGUGCUGUUUAAGUUACAAUAUUCACUAUUGUAGGUGCUCCAACUCCAAUUCACCCCCGCCGAAUCUAUCAUAUGUUGUAGGUGAGAGGACAUCUAGUACCCUGAAUAAUAUACUGUAAACAAAUUAUUACAUCAUUACCAGCUAGUUCUCUGACCUUGCAAUUCAAGGUCCUGUAUUUCACACUGAUAAUGCAGGAUAUGUUGGAUGACCCUAGUAGCGGAACUCCAUUUCGGCUGGUACUCAUAAGUUAUAAUCACUGAUUAAAUUGACAAAUUAAAACAAGGAUGAGUUCCAAACAUUUGAACACCAUUUUUCAGUAAGGUUAACAUGUCAUUACCUCCUCCUCCUCAACCUCAUUUUCACCACCAAUGUUGUCUAGUUCAAGAUUUUGGGAAGCAAGAUAAACAUUAUGUACUCUUGUAAUCCAAGACAUCAGAUGAACAUGUGUGGUAUCACUGUUAUAUACAACAUGUACAAUGGUAG